CGGACCCGGAAGUCGUGGAGCCGUUGCGGAGGGCGAGUUUGUUCUCAGGGCGCGAAGGCCGGGAACCAGAUUUGAAACUCCAGAAUCUUCAACCAGUGCCCCUCAACCAGAUGGCGCUGCCCAGCCUCUCUUCGCUCUGGGUCAGCCGCAACAGGGCCCUGGAGAAGCAGAUCGUGCGCCAGCGUGAGCAAGAGGCCCACUUUCGUCAGCAGUGGGAGCUCAACAGCCGCUAUUUCAAGCAGUCAGGGGUCUGCAGCAGGAAGCAGGAACAGUGGAGUUCGAGGCAGUCCUAUCAGCAGAGCAUGGCUGCUUACCAUCGGGAAAAGCUGAAGGAAGAAAAGCAGGUCAGCCUGCAGCAGAGGCGCACACGGCUCCAGAGAUUGCUCUAUGAGGAGCGCGAGAUGCUGGCAGCAGAGUUACGGGAGCUGCGCCUAAACAAGGACACACAGAUGAGCGAGAUGAGGCAGAAGCACGAAGUGCUGAAAUCUGCCAGGGAGGAGCAAAGAAAGCAGAUUGCAGCAGAUCUUUUGCACGAACGCUGGAAGAAGAACAGCGCUAAGCUCAGAGAGGUUGAGUCUGAGCUGCACAAGCAGCACCUGGUGGAGGCCUGGGGAGACCAGCUGGCACAGAAGCAGCAGCAAGAAGCAACUGAACGGGAAGAGAAGAUCCACCUGGAAAAUAAAUAUGAGGCUGCUCGGAGGGAAGCCCUGGAAAGGAUGAAGCAAGAAGAGGAGAGGAGGAAGCAGGAAGGGAAGGCGCAGGCUGAAUGUCUGCGGCAGCAGAUGGAGGAGCUCACGCUACGGGAAGCAGAGGCUGUGCAGCUGAAGGAGGAGGAAGAGAGCCUGAUGAGGCAGCGCUGGGAGCUGGAGGCCCUGGAAGAGGAGAGGAAGCAGGCGGAGCAGAGUAGAAAGAAGACGGAGCUGGGUCGUUUCCUGAAACACCAGUAUCGGACCCAGCUGAAGAGACGUGCCCAGCAGAUCCAGGAAGAGCUGGAAAAGGACAGGCAGAUUCUCCUGGCUCUGGCAGCAGAGGAGGAGAAGGACCAGAGCCUGCAAACUGCCCGCCGGGAGCAAGCUGUUGCCGCUGUUGCCUGGAUGAAGAAGGUGAUUGAGGAGCAGCUGGAGCUGGAAAGAGAGCGGGAGGCGGAGCUGGAGACCCUCUUCAGGCAGGAAGCAAAGCAAGUCUGGGAAAAACGAGAAGAAGAGUGGGAGAGGGAGCGGACAGCCCGAGGCAGGCUCAUGGCUGAGGUCCUGGCAGAGAGGCAGCAACAGAUCCUGGAGAAAAUGGAGCAAAAUAGGCAGGCCCAGGAGGAAUCGGUUCAGUACCGGGAGCAACUGAUUCACGAGCUGGAAGAGGCAAAGCAGCUGACGCAGCGGGAGAAAGAAGGAGAGGCUGAGCUGAAAACUGCCCGCAAGCGAGAACUGGAGGCCCAGCUCACAGAGCGCCAGCAGCAGGAACAGGAGCGGCUGCAGCGCCAGCGAGAGGAAGAGGCAGCGGCGCAGCUAGAGGAGCAGCGGCAGGAAGAGCAGGAGCGGCUGGCGGCCCGGCGCAUGAUGGAGGAGGGCUAUCGCAAGAAGAUUUACAGUCACCCCAAGGCAGCCUGGACCUAAGGAAGGCCUGCAGGAGUCAGCGUCGUGGGUGCUGUUUGCCAGGGGCAGCUGCCCUUGCGGGAGAAUUUCUGCUGACGUGUUCAUAACGAAGUCCUGCUAAAAGGCAUUGAGAGUACUGUUCGCAUUGUAGGUUUAGCAGCUGGAAGGGUAGGUCGCCAUUGCUUGAAGCACUGGCUCAAUUGCUGCUCACUCCCCGCCUCCAGCUCCUUGGCCAGGCAGCAAGAGGCUCUGCUGGCUGCAGUGUUUCGAGCAAUGGAACGUUUCCCUCAAGGCUCUUGGAAAGGCUGUCAGGAGCACCCUCAGCCGCUUGCUAGGAGGAGCUUCCCAACACCAGGUUUUGGCCCCUCGUUCCUUCUGUGUGGGAGCCCGCUGCUUGCUUGCUGUGGCCCAGGCCUUCCUGAGCAAGGUGUGGCAGAGGGGCCCAAGCUUCGCCGGGCCGGGCUCGGGCUCAGAGAUGAAAAGGCAUUAAAGGUUUUUUUGCUAACUGUG
Molecule: messenger RNA, 2099 nt
Organism: Sphaerodactylus townsendi
Lineage: Eukaryota; Metazoa; Chordata; Lepidosauria; Squamata; Sphaerodactylidae
Gene: TCHP
Product: trichoplein keratin filament binding
Exons: 13
Coding region: 111-1610 (499 amino acids)
Biological process (GO): apoptotic process
Cellular component (GO): keratin filament
Source: RefSeq, a predicted model, not a curated record